Messenger RNA from Dipodomys ordii (Ord's kangaroo rat), 1899 nucleotides. It is a transcript of the gene Mest, whose product is annotated as mesoderm specific transcript. Bases 160 to 1167 code for a protein of 335 amino acids. The record is from RefSeq and is a predicted model, not a curated record. Lineage: Eukaryota; Metazoa; Chordata; Mammalia; Rodentia; Heteromyidae. Gene Ontology annotation, molecular function: catalytic activity. The transcript is spliced from 12 exons.
CCUCGCCAGUGGGCGCAGUGCCGCAGCGCUCGCCCGGGUGGCCGCUCGCUGCCGCGGGCCGCACCUCUGCUGUGACCAAACGCUGCACGGUUGCGGGCGCCGCGGCGGCGCGCCCAGAGCUCCGCCACCCUGCGGCGCGUGGCAUGGGAUAACGCGGCCAUGGUGCGCCGAGAUCGACUCCGCAGGAUGAGGGAGUGGUGGGUCCAGGUGGGGCUGCUGGCUGUGCCCCUGCUGGCCGCGUACCUGCACAUCCCACCCCCUCAGCUCUCUCCUGCUCUGCACUCGUGGAAGACCAAUGGCAAGUUUUUUACCUACAAGGGACUGCGCAUCUUCUAUCAAGACUCCGUGGGUGUGGUUGGAAGUCCUGAGAUAGUUGUGCUUUUACAUGGCUUUCCAACAUCCAGCUACGAUUGGUACAAGAUAUGGGAAGGUCUGACCCUCAGGUUUCAUCGAGUGAUUGCACUUGAUUUCUUAGGCUUUGGCUUCAGUGACAAACCGAGACCACAUCACUACUCCAUCUUUGAGCAGGCCAGCAUUGUUGAGGCACUUUUGCGGCAUCUGGGGCUCCAGAACCGCAGGAUCAACCUGUUGUCUCAUGAUUAUGGAGAUAUUGUUGCUCAGGAGCUGCUGUACAGGUACAAGCAGAAUCGAUCUGGCCGACUUACCAUAAAGAGUCUCUGUCUGUCCAAUGGAGGUAUCUUUCCUGAGACUCAUCGGCCUCUUCUUCUUCAAAAGCUACUCAAAGAUGGAGGCAUACUGUCACCCAUCCUUACGCGGCUGAUGAACUUCUUUGUGUUCUCUCGAGGUCUCACCCCUGUCUUCGGACCAUACACUCGACCCUCUGAGAGUGAGCUGUGGGACAUGUGGGCUGGAAUCCGCAACAACGAUGGGAACCUGGUCAUCGACAGUCUCUUGCAGUACAUUAAUCAGAGGAAAAAGUUUAGAAGACGCUGGGUGGGAGCACUUGCCUCUGUAACGAUUCCCAUUCAUUUUAUCUAUGGGCCACUGGAUCCUAUAAAUCCCUACCCAGAGUUUUUGGAGCUGUACAGGAAAACGCUGCCGCGGUCCACAGUGUCGAUUCUGGAUGACCACAUUAGCCACUACCCACAGCUAGAGGAUCCCAUGGGCUUCUUGAAUGCAUAUAUGGGCUUCAUCAACUCCUUCUGAGCUGGAAAGAGUAGCUUCCCCGUAUUACCUCCCCCAUUCCCUAACUUGUUGUAUAUUCCACUUAGGAAGAAAUGCCCAAAAGAGGUCCUGGAAACCAAACACCAUUCUCUUAACAAAAGUCCACUUUACUCACAUUGCUGAGCAGAAUAUAGAAAAAGGCAGCAAAAGCUCCAACUAAGAGUGACAAUAGUAGUCCACCUCAGUCCUCUGACAUCUGAUCAAGUGGACUUGCCUUUGUGUUAUUAGGAAAUUCUGGUCUGCAUUACUUCUUACUGAUGCAGGAAGAUAGGCGUUAGACAUCACUUUGCAUAAAAGACUUUUAAUACUCCUGUGGAUUUUUCUGAAAUAAUUUAGAUAUGGGAAUUUCUGUCUUGAUCCCAAGUGAAAUCCCACAGUAAAGAAUGAGAAGGGAUUGUUUACCUCUCCUAACAUGGCUUUAAGAGCACAUAGUUUUUUUUUUUUUAAGUUCUCUAAGUAACAUUGCUUAAGUGAGUGUGAAUCUGUUGUCUUAACUGUGGAUUUAGUUUCAUCAGCUAUUUUAAUUGUGGAUGUUUUGUUAAAAUAGAUACUAGUCUAAAUAAUGUAGUACCAUAAUUAUACUUUAAGACAAUGAUUUGCCUACACAUGUAUAUGUUUUAUAAGAAUGCUAAACCAGCAGACCCUUCCCCUGCCAGAGUAGUAAACCUAAUUAAGAGUGGUAACGUCUGAAUAAAUUGAACUAAAUCCAAAUUA